AUGGCAAAAGUUCCCCUGAAUUCAACUAGUGGUGAAGCGCUUUUUAAAAGCAGGGAGGAAAUACUCGAGCGAUGGGCGGAGCAUUUCAACACCCUACUUAACGUGGAUCAUUUUGUUAACCUAGACCAUGUUCGCUGCCUACCUCAGCAACCUUUCGCCCUCGAGCUCGAUGAGCCAGUCUCGCCUGACGAGGUUGCUCUUGCUAUUAAGUAA
Messenger RNA from Parnassius apollo (apollo), 213 nucleotides. The record is from the annotation of a GenBank genome assembly. Lineage: Eukaryota; Metazoa; Arthropoda; Insecta; Lepidoptera; Papilionidae.